Messenger RNA from Stegodyphus dumicola, 1384 nucleotides. RefSeq names its product piggyBac transposable element-derived protein 3-like. NCBI's taxonomy places the organism in Eukaryota, Metazoa, Arthropoda, Arachnida, Araneae, Eresidae. The record is from RefSeq and is a predicted model, not a curated record.
AUGGCAGCACCAGACGGUCCACUAUCAUGGACUGUGAGACUUUACAACUUGAAACGAUUCAAUGGUCUUGAAGAUAUCGCCUGGGAUAGUAAUGAAUCAGCAGUUGAUAGGCAGAACUGGACACCGCAGGAAUAUGUUUCUCUCUUUUGGGAUGAUAAGUUUUUAAUGGAAAUGUGCAAAUACACGAAGAUGAAGUUUCAUAAAGAAACUGGUAAUGUUUUAAAUAUUUGUUUAAAUGACAUGAAAACAUAUUUAGGAGCAACCCUUCUGAUGUCAUGCUUAGGUUAUCCAAGAGUUCGCAUGUAUUGGCAGAAAACUACACGUGUUCCUGCUAUUGCUAACGCGAUAACUAGAAACAAGUAUUUUCAGAUUAGAAACCAUUUGAAAGUGCUUGAUGAUGCUCAAGUUACAGAUGAACAAAAACAGAAAGACAAGCUCUGGAAAGUAAGACCAAUUAUGGAUCGAGUUAGAAAGAGUUGCCUUACACUUCCUCGUAGUAAGAAUCUUGCUGUAGAUGAGCAGAUGAUACCAUUUACAGAUGUUUGUGCUGUAAAACAAUAUGUACCAGGGAAGCCAAAUCCAGAAGGACUAAAGAAUUUCGUUUUGGCAGCACCAAGUGGUUUAGUGUUAGAUUUUGAAGUCUACCAAAGAAAAAAUACAUUAUUUUCAUCUGAAAGGGCCAAGAGAUUCGGUGUUGGUGGUUCAGCUGUAAUGAGGCUGAUAGAGACAAUAUUUUACUUCUAUUUACUAAUAGAUGAUUUAAGAAAAAGAGAUAUUGCAUGUACGGGCACUAUCAUGAAAUCAAGAGUCCCAAAUGCUGUUCAUCUUACAAAUGAUAAGAUAAUGUCAAAAAUGGAAAGAGGUUCGUUUGAUAUGUCAGUUCGUCAGGAUGAUGAAAUAUGCAUCGUAAAAUGGUAUGAUAAAAAAGCUGUAUUGUUAUGCUCGUCCAAACUUGGAGUAGAACCACUAGAUAGAUGUAAACGUUGGUCAAAAAAAGAUAGAAGAUAUAUUGAAGUUCCAAGACCAGUAAUAAUAAAAGAGUACAAUGCUAAUAUGGGUGGAAUUGAUCUGAUUGAUAGAAUGAUCAGCUACUAUCGAAUUAGGACACGCACAAAGAAAUGGACGGUCAAAACAACCCUUCAUUUCUUUGAUCUCAGUGUUGUCAAUGCAUGGAUUUUAAUGAGAGAGGAUCAAAAAAUCUAAUGCAGGUGGUAAGUUCAUGCAAUUUUUAGACUCUGAAACCAUAAUUUCAGAAAAAUUGCUGAGACCAUCUCAGUUGACUGAUUCUAGUGAUGAAGAAACAGAUACUCGUAAACGUAAAACACAUGACUUGAGUAUGAAGUCCCCUUUCGAUAUUAAAAGGAAAAAAAAUCAAACAUCUUCC